Messenger RNA from Suricata suricatta (meerkat), 786 nucleotides. RefSeq lists its product as uncharacterized. The coding region runs from base 4 to 786 and encodes 260 amino acids. The record is from RefSeq and is a predicted model, not a curated record. The transcript is spliced from 4 exons. Lineage: Eukaryota; Metazoa; Chordata; Mammalia; Carnivora; Herpestidae.
GGGAUGAGGCCGCAGGAGAGGGAAGGGACAGAACAGGACGUGAGACACGGAGGGACAGCUCUGGAGGACAGCGGACACACGCUAGGGCAGACAGCAGCGCACACGGACGACGGUAGACGGCCACCCACGGGGGAGGGGCGGCGUGUCCCUGGUACCAGGCCCGUCUGCCUCACGAGGGAGCCGCUCCCCGACCCGCCCGGCGGCCCAGGAGACCACACAGUCCACUCGGCCCCUCGGAGGUGGCGCCUGCUGAAGGUCAGUGGCUACACUGUGCGGCCGGGUCACUGUUCCGGAGGGAAGGCGGGCUCCCGGGGGCAGCACGCAGCGCUUACUCCCAGAUCUCACGGGGUCACCACGUCCUCCAGGGACAGCCAUGUUUUCUCUGUUGCCACAUUUGGGACCCACGGUGCCCCAGAACGGCGCUCAGAUCGCCACAGCCCUGCUCCGUUGCGCCCCAGCCCCCUGCUACAGCCCACCUUGCAGCCCCCAAACCUCCUGCGCCCACACUCUACUCCCCUGUGGGAUGGGAUCGGGGCGACCCUUCACGGGAUUCGUGCCCUUUUAAGAAGAGAUGGUCGUUCUCGCACGGUUCGGGCCCCACUAACCACCGGGGACUACUGUCCUUACACCUGGGCCCAGGUUUCGACGCUGCCCACUGCCCGGAGCUUCGAGGGGCCCAUGAGACAACUCCUCUCCGGGACCCAGUGUGCCUGCGGGGCAAAGACACAGGGCUGCGUCCAGUGUAGCAAGGACCUGGGCGCCGAGGCCCCUGACUCAGUCUCAUGA